This is a messenger RNA of Xenopus tropicalis (tropical clawed frog), 3895 nucleotides long. It is a transcript of the gene sel1l, whose product is annotated as SEL1L adaptor subunit of SYVN1 ubiquitin ligase. The transcript has 21 exons. Gene Ontology annotation, cellular component: endoplasmic reticulum membrane. NCBI's taxonomy places the organism in Eukaryota, Metazoa, Chordata, Amphibia, Anura, Pipidae. Bases 166 to 2634 code for a protein of 822 amino acids. The record is from RefSeq and is a predicted model, not a curated record. Gene Ontology annotation, biological process: ERAD pathway; protein transport.
CUGAUUUGCUAGUGUGUGAUCUCGCUCCGUGAUUGGUCCAGGUAGAUGAGUAGCGAUCGCCGAUUGGCUAUCGAGCUGGGCGCUGUUGGCUGACUGGGAAUGUUUAGGCCAGGGCCGUAGCCUCGGACUGUCAGACGAAUUGAACGGGUCUGGGCUGCGGGAGGAAUGGGGGACAGGGCUGUGCGUAUUCUGCUGUUUCUCGUUUGUUACUGCGGCUUCCUGGAGGUGUUGUCAGGGUCCCACCGGGUCGCCGCAGAUGUACCUGAAGGCAGUGAUAAUCCACAGACACCAGAAGACCAUGAAUCAGGAUACCCCACUGGAGACCAAAAGGAGGGCAGUAUGCUCCCAGAUGUAGAAGAACAGGAUAAGAAUGAAGCCAUAUUUGAUGAAAAUGAAGUUCAGAAGGACAGAUCUGAGCAGAAGCACCUAGACCUAAAUCCAGAGGGAAACCCCAAAUCCUUUGUGUUACCUACCAUAAAACUUAUUCCAACAGAAGAUGAAAAUGAAAGAGACGAGAAUGAACAAAAGGGCACACAGACAGUGGAACUGCAAAAACCAGAUCCCCAAAUCCUAGUCUUGGGAGGCACUGCAGAGGGAGAAGCAUGUCAUUUCCCAUUCUUGUUCCUGGAUAAGGAAUACAUUGAGUGCACAACAGAUGGACGUGAGGAUGGCAGACUUUGGUGUGCAACCACUUAUGACUACAAGACUGACUUGAAGUGGGGGUUCUGUGAAACUGAAGAGCAGUCCAAUAAGAGACGUCAGAUGCAGGAAGCAGAGGACCUUUACCAACUGGGCAUGAAAAUACUAAAUGAGAGCAACAAAAGAUCACAGAAGAAGGAAGCCUUCCACUAUUUUAUGAAAGCAUCUGACAUGAACCACAUCAAGGCAAUGGAGAUGGUGGCCUAUGCCCUGCUGUUUGGGGAUCCUAUAAAACAAAAUAUCCCAUCUGCUAAAGAGCUUCUGGAGAAACUGGCAGAGCAAGGGUCACCUCGUGGUCAGAUGGCUCUUGGGUUUUUAUAUGCCUCUGGUCUGGGUCUGAAUUCCAGUCAAGCAAAGGCUCUUGUAUAUUACACAUUUGGUGCUCUAGGGGGAAACCUCAUUGCUCAUAUGAUUUUGGGCUAUCGAUACUGGGCUGGGAUUGGAGUAUUGCAGAGCUGUGAAUCAGCUCUCACACAUUAUCGUCUUGUGGCAAACCAUGUUGCUAGUGACAUCUCACUGACAGGUGGCACUGUUGUACAAAGGAUUCGCUUGGCAGAUGAAGUGGAAAAUCCAGGAAUGGCUAGUGGAAUGCUUGAGGAAGAUUUGAUCCAGUAUUACCAGUUUCUGGCUGAGAAAGGAGAUGUCCAGGCUCAGGUUGGUCUGGGACAGCUUCAUCUGCACGGAGGGCGUGGUGUGGAACAAAAUCAUCAAAGGGCAUUUGAGUAUUUUAAUCAAGCAGCAAAUGCAGGAAACUCCCAUGCAAUGGCUUUCCUAGGAAAGAUGUAUUCUGAAGGAAGUGAUACAGUGAUUCAGAGUAAUGAAACCGCUCUUCAGUAUUUUAGGAAAGCAGCAGAUAUGGGAAAUCCAGUUGGCCAGAGUGGACUUGGCAUGGCUUAUCUGUAUGGCAGAGGGGUUCCUGUUGAUUAUGAUCUGGCUUUGAAAUACUUCCAGAAGGCAGCGGAGCAAGGGUGGGUGGAUGGACAGCUUCAGCUUGGAUCAAUGUAUUACAAUGGCAUAGGCGUAAAGAAAGAUUACAAGCAAGCCCUGAAAUAUUUUAACCUGGCAUCACAAGGAGGUCACAUUUUGGCUUUCUACAACCUUGGCCAGAUGCAUGCCACUGGCACAGGAGUGAUGAGAUCUUGCCACACUGCUGUUGAAUUAUUUAAGAAUGUAUGUGAGCGUGGGCGUUGGUCAGAGAGGCUUAUGAUUGCCUAUAACAGCUACAAGAAUGGUAAUGCCAACACAGCAGCAGUGCAAUACCUGCUUUUGGCUGAACAGGGGUAUGAGGUGGCCCAGAGCAACGCAGCUUUCAUCUUAGACCAACAAGAGGCAGCUAUAUUUGGAGAGAAUGAAACCUUUCCCAGGGCUCUGCUACACUGGAAUCGGGCAGCCUCACAAGGUUACACCCAUGCCAGGAUAAAAUUGGGUGAUUAUCAUUUCUAUGGUUAUGGAACAGAUAUUGACUAUGAGACUGCAUUUAUUCAUUACCGCCUGGCUUCUGAACAGCAGCACAGUGCCCAAGCCAUGUUCAACCUGGGAUACAUGCAUGAGAAGGGCCUGGGGAUCAAGCAGGACAUCCACCUUGCUAAACGUUUCUAUGACAUGGCUGCUGAAGCCAGCCCAGAUGCUCAGGUGCCAGUGUUUCUAGCACUGUGUAAACUUGGGGUUCUGUAUGCACUCCAGUAUCUGUGUGAUAUGAAUGUUAAAGAAAUGGUAUCCCAGUUGGAUAUGGAUCAGUUGUUGGGACCAGAGUGGGACUUGUACCUUAUGACCAUUAUCGCCCUGCUGCUUGGGACAGUCAUUGCAUAUCGACAAAGGCAACCUCAAGUUGUUUUAAGACCCCCAACACCAGCUCCAAGAGCAGCACCUCAGGAUCCACCCCCUCAACAGCCAGAACAACCCCAACAACAACAGGAAGUACAGCAACCACAGUGAACACAACGGUUUGCUCUUUAGAAGAACAUUACUUGGUGUAAAGACCGUUAAACCCAAAGGCUUCCAGAAGACCAGAGCUGCCUCCGUCCCACAAUGGGUCAGGAAAUAUAUGCAACCACUUUGAUCUGCCGAGUGUUAAUAGAAACAAAGCAAGCUAUUUUGUUUUCUGCUAUUCAUUUUUUGUUUCUUUUUCUUUUUGUUUAGACAGGUAAUUUCCUCCCUUACCUACAUUUUUGUUUGCUGUAUGGAAAGCAUCCAUUUUCAACCACAGCAAUUUUUUUCUUUAGUUUUAUUUAUAAAAGUCUCAAAACUGUCACCGACUCACUGCUAAAAAUAUAUGGGAAGGUAUUUUUCCCACCUUAGGGCCAAAAGUAGGACUCGUUAAUUAGAAGUGGUGGAGAUUGGGAAGGCGUGCUGUGUGGGGGUAUCUCCCUCACUGUGAUAUUGUUAGCACUCACUCACUGAAUUAGGGGGUCUUUGUGCUCUUACUGAAUAUGCAGAUCUGCACUAGGGCAUAGUCCUGCUACUCUCUUUUAAACAAUGUUUUUAAGACACACCACUUAACUCAGUUUGUUACAUUCUCCAUUUGUGUUGAUUUUUUUUUUAAACCCAGCUUCACAUUUUGUAAAGAAUCCCUUUGCGCAGCCGAUAUUCCUGCAGCUCACGUCUGGCUUGGGCUAAACGUCUUCAUCAGUUGUCCCCUAAAUCUGAAAAGCUACUCAAGCAGUUGUGCUGAUUGCAAAGACAUCACAUUAUUUCUUCAUGUUUUCAUUCUGGGGAAAGAGACUGUAGAGAAGCCUCAAAUGCUGCAUUGACUUGUGGAUCCGAGGAAAACAUGAUGCAUUUCCAAAAAUAAUUGAAUUGCUACUUUUGAUGCAAUCACAAGAGAUCUUCAGUUACAUCAUUUGUAAUCAGAAAUGUGCUUGGAUCUGAAGUGACAAAUUUUUUUAUGUAAAAAAAAAGAAAAAUCUAUUUGGCAAAUAUGCGGUGAGAAAUAGGUAUCAUCUCAAGAAUUAUAGAUGGACUGUCCCCGAUGUACUCUUAAUAAUCCUUAUCAUGCUGAGCUAGGAUGCAGACAGCAUACAGUCCAACCCCCAAGCAUGAGAAGGGUUAAAUACUUGGUUGUUAAGGGGCUCAUUUGUGCAAUGUUGAGAACCCAGCUCCCCUAUGGGGUUAGAGUACAGCUUGGGCAGACAGGAAAGCCAUGUAAAUUAUCAGCCGGGCUUACGAGUUUUAUUUAAAUAAAAUAAAGUUCAAAUGG